Molecule: messenger RNA, 1050 nt
Organism: Adineta steineri
Lineage: Eukaryota; Metazoa; Rotifera; Eurotatoria; Adinetida; Adinetidae
Source: the annotation of a GenBank genome assembly
AUGCCAAUAACACUUGCUCAAGCUCAACGAGCUAUGUCUUCAUAUGGUUUAUCUACAUUUUAUAUUCUUGGUACAAUUGGUAAUUUUCUUUUAAUAUGCAUUCUUAUACAACGAACACAUCGACAAAAUUCCUGUGCACUCUAUUUACUUUCAGCUACAAUUGUUAAUUUUAUUCUUAUACAAUGUAUUUUACCAGCCGGUAUUUAUUCUGCAGAUCAUGUUGAUCCACAAAAUAUUUCACCUAUUUGGUGUAAAAUUCGAAGUUAUUCAUUCAAUAGUCUUCUUAUGUUAUACCGUUGGUAUAAAAUGGCAGCUUGUUUAGAUCGUGCAGCAAUGUGUAAUCGUCAUGCACGGAUACGAUCAUUUAGUAAUGCUCGUGUUGCUCGUCGAACUAUUUUAAUUAUAACAAUUGUAUGGCUUCUUAUACCUAUUCAUUUAGCUGCUUAUUUUCGAAUUGAAUCAAAUCGUUGUAUACCACAAUCCGGUAUUUAUGCAAAAUUUUUUAGUAUGUAUUCAAUUGUAAUAUCUGGUUGGUCACCACCGAUAGUAAUGGCUAUAUUUGGAUAUAUUGCAUAUAAAAAUUUAAAAAAGGUAAAACCAAGAAUUAAUCCAUCAACAGUUCCCACUGGUAUUAUUAAUGACCACUUGAAUAAUAAUAUUGCGUCAAGAACAUCAGAUUUUCAUUAUAUAAGUAAACGAAAUCGACAAUUAUUAUUGUUACUUAUUUGUGAAAUUAUUUUAUAUAUGUGCACAAAUUUACUCUACUCAGUAAAUAUAACUUAUUCAGCAAUUACUUCAGAUGUAAGUAAAAGUAGCGACAGAAUUUAUAUUGAAUCAUUUAUUGCUUAUUUUUCAUCACCAUUUCUUAUUAUUAUUAAUAAUUGUGCACCAUUUUAUCUUUAUCUAAUAAUUUCAAGUAAAUUUCGACAUGAUGUUCAAAAACUAUUUACUUAUUGUUGUUAUUCACAUAAAAUUACACCAACACAAAAUAAUCAACUAACAACAAUUAGCAAAAGAGGGACCAUUAUAAAUCAUAACAAUGAUCUUUAA